AUGGAUUUAGAAAUUAAAGACCUAGAUCUUUAUGAACUCCUUGAAAUUAAUUACAAUAGUACAAGAGAAGAAAUUGAUAAGGCAUAUCGUCGUAACGCUUUUAAAUAUCAUCCUGAUAAAAAUAUAAAUAAUGUUGAAGCAGCAACCAAAUUAUUUCAUCAAAUAUCGAUUGCUUACGAAACUUUAACUGAUCCACGAAAGAAGUUGGAAUAUGAUAAUAUUUAUAAAGCAAAGAUUGAGAGUAAGAAGAGAUUUGAAAAGUUGGAUGCUAAACGGAAGGUUAUGAAAGAAGAACUUGAGGAAAGAGAGAAAGCUGCAAAACAGUCGAAGAAAACAACAAUUUUUACACAGGAAUCUCGAGAGGCAAAGAUUGAACGGAUUAAAGAGGAAACAGCUCGAAGAAGGCGGGAAAAAGAAGAAAAGUUACGACUUUCCGAUCAAAGGUCGAAAGCAUCAACAACGCACAGACCUAACUCAACACCAAGACCUUCAUCAAAGCAAGCAUUUGGAUAUAAAGAUUUUGAAUCAAUUGUUUUGAAUAAAAUGAUUGAACAAGAAAGAUUAGACAAAGAAAAAUGGGGGGAGAAAAGUGAAUCAAGUAUGGAAGCAUAG
Messenger RNA from Funneliformis mosseae, 612 nucleotides. NCBI's taxonomy places the organism in Eukaryota, Fungi, Glomeromycota, Glomeromycetes, Glomerales, Glomeraceae. The record is from the annotation of a GenBank genome assembly.